Messenger RNA from Seminavis robusta, 2728 nucleotides. The record is from the annotation of a GenBank genome assembly. Lineage: Eukaryota; Bacillariophyta; Bacillariophyceae; Naviculales; Naviculaceae.
AAAGCAGCUGUGACGCCGCGAGCUCUCUGCUUGCUUCCCACCACUCUAUGGUCCACCGUAUGUACUAGCUAUUACCGAAACCGGUACAAUAGAUCUACCACAAUGAUGAUGCCAUGGCCAACAACUGCGUUGCAAUACGGCUCAUGGUCUCCAUAAUUGGAUUCCUCCCCACUAGUAGUAUCACAUUACGUUCAGUGUCGGCCUUGUCAAGUCAUCAAGCAAAGAGGAUUGCUGUGAUUGGGGGAGGGGCUUCUGGUAUCUUUUCUGCCAUUUCCGCCGCCGAGCACUUUGAGAGACAAAAUAAUGUCGUCGGCAGUCCUCCCUUGGAAAUUGUGGUCCUGGAAGCCACCUCUAAAACGUUGACCAAGGUUGCCAUUAGUGGUGGAGGGCGAUGCAAUGUACUCCAUGACACUUCCAAAUCAACAGCCGAGAUUUUGAAUGGGUAUCCCCGUGGCAAAAAGGAAUUGACCGGUCUUCUAUCGAGUCGAUUCACACCCCAACAAGCCCAAGCAUGGUUUCAAAAGCAGGGCGUGGAACUCAAGACAGAGCCAGAUGGUAGAAUGUUCCCCAUUACAGACGAUAGCCAAACUGUCAUUGACGCUCUCUUGUCAGCAUCGUCACGAAAGGGAUUGGUGGAUAUUCGCAAGCGUCAAAAAGUACUGGAUAUUGGCAUUCCGGCAUUGGAUCCUGACGAGCAAAGGAGCCAUGGUCCAUUGUUGUUUGAGAUAUCCACCCAGCAAAAGGACAAAACAGGCGAGAAAAAAGUUCGAAAGGAACACUUUGACGCCAUUGUUUUGGCCACAGGAUCCGCUCCAGCGGGUUAUCAGUUGGCACAAUCCAUACUAGAACAAUCGUCAUCUGCAACCACGAGCAAGAAGAAUGGUACAAAGCCUAGCAAGGCAUUUGUAUCUCCAGUACCGUCGCUCUUUACAAUGAACACAAAACUGGAUGUCAAGGAAGAAGGCUGCUUACUGCAUGGACUUGCUGGUGUAUCCGUCCCCAAGGCCCGUGUCACUUUUCGUCCCGAGGAAUCAUCCAAAAAAGACGCGACAAUUACCAGUCAGGACGACGGCAAAGUACAGCAGCAACCCAAAAAGAGGAAACGAUCCAAAAAAACGCCGCCACACUUGCAACAGGAAGGACCCUUACUGGUAACUCAUCAUGGCGUAUCCGGUCCUGCCGUCCUGAGGUUGAGUGCCUUUGGCGCUCGUGACUUUCACGAGGCAAACUACAGAGGUACUUUGCGCAUUCACUGGGCGCCCGACCUGGGAACCGUCGAUGAAAUUCUGGACAGCCUUAAGAAAAAGCAAAUGACCAAUCCAAAACGAAUGGUGGCAACGGGCUGCCCCUUGACCGUCACGGGUACUGUCAAGGAAUCGUCGGGAUUUGUGGAAAAGAGAAUCGCUGCGAUUCCCAAGCGACUGUGGUCUUCCUUUGUCAUUCAUGGUUGUGGAAUUGACCCCACCACGACAUGGGCGGAAAUCAACAAGAAAGCCGUGAGAAAGUUGGCUACUUUUAUUGCCGAAUGUGACUUGCAAGUGACGGGGAAAGGUACCUUUAAAGAGGAAUUUGUGACAGCCGGAGGAGUGGCUUUGAAAGAGAUUGACAUGAAAACCAUGAUGAGCAAAUCAUGUCCUGGUUUCUUUCUCUGUGGUGAGGUGAUCAACGUGGACGGGGUGACUGGUGGCUUUAACUUUAUGAACUGUUGGGGUACUGGGCACGUUGCAGGAACGAGCGCUGUUGACUAUGUGCUUGCUGCCUGAACAAGCACUGAAUCAAUCCAACAGACUAGCUAGCUAGACAUGGCAUGUGGAAAUGAGGACAACACGUUCCGAAACGGCGUUAAGAUAGAGCAAGAUGCGCCAGAAGGCAGUUGCACGGCAAGUAGUCAAAGCAGUUCACACCGCCUAUUGAUGGCGGCAGCCAAUCGUCCAUAAGCUGAUUUACAUCUCAGCUAACCAACCCAAGCCAGUGCAACGAUCGAUGGCUGUGAGCAAGUACUGGGAGCAGAACCCGACACAAGGCAGGCACUCAAUGUCACAUCCGUUCCACCAAGACAUGAGCUAGUUUGAGUUCUCUGGAAAGUCUCACAUACUUAAACUGGUCAUCUUCCCUCAAAGUUGAAAUGAGGGCCACAUUCGUCUCUGAAAACGGAAUUUGCAGUAGAUUCUUGGGUUCGAUCCGUUUAGGUGCACUGAUUCCAUCCACCUUUACCGCAACUUGGCUCUCUUCCAACCCAUCCAAGCAGACAGUGCCAAAUUUGCCAUUCGUUGUCAAAUCAGAUGGACUUCCAAGACCAUGGAUCAAAACCCACAAACCAGCUUCCCCCCUCUCCACAUCAGUCCAACCUUCUCCGCCCUCCUCUGCGUGCUCCAUUUCUGUAGCACAUACCAUUGCCAUGUCAGAAUAGUUUUGGAAUAAAGCAGCAUUGGCUUCAUCCUUUUCGGAUACAUACUUGAAUAGAGCAGAUGCUUCCUUCAACUCUUGAGAUGUUCUGUAGAGGAACGCUCUUCCACCAACUGGUGGCGAACUGGAACGGGAGCGAGCCCGGCCGGAUGAGACCUAAAUGGAAAUCCUAACGGAUUGACAUUUAGGUCGAAGCCGGCCGGGCGAGCUCCCGCCAGUGAGCCACAGGAGGGGGAAGAGCGUUUCUUCUGGAACCAUGUGACAAUUUCACGCUAAGUAACUUAACGGCCGUUAAAGAAACAAAACGGCACUUACUAAGUAA